AUGUUGCAUGGGUUCGGCGGACACCAACAGAUGUUUAGUUCCCCAGGAUCCCGCUCCAGCUCACAAGGCCAGGUCAACUCAGCAGUGGCUGCAAAAGAACAUUCUAGAGUUCAUCUCUGCCUCGGAUUGGGCCCUGAGAAAGACGUGGUGAUCUCAACCCACUGGAUUAUGGGCUUUGGUCCGAACUGGAGAGGAUGGCAUGCCACAGAGCACACCCUAAUUUCUAAAGCUUCAAACAAUCUGGUCCGAGCAGUUGAGCCUUCCUCAGGAAGUGAUUGA
Messenger RNA from Nezara viridula (southern green stink bug), 279 nucleotides. Lineage: Eukaryota; Metazoa; Arthropoda; Insecta; Hemiptera; Pentatomidae. The record is from the annotation of a GenBank genome assembly.